Molecule: messenger RNA, 819 nt
Organism: Wallemia mellicola CBS 633.66
Lineage: Eukaryota; Fungi; Basidiomycota; Wallemiomycetes; Wallemiales; Wallemiaceae
Product: tRNAHis guanylyltransferase
Exons: 4
Coding region: 1-819 (272 amino acids)
Biological process (GO): tRNA modification
Molecular function (GO): tRNA guanylyltransferase activity; magnesium ion binding
Source: RefSeq, a predicted model, not a curated record
AUGGCGAACUCACGAUUUGGAUACGUACGAGAUUUCGAGGAAUAUGAGAAAUUAGUGCCUUAUAGCUUUACAGUGGUGCGAAUAGAUGGCCAGAGUUUCCAUAGGUUCUCGGAUAUACACCAAUUUGAGAAGCCAAAUGAUAAGAGAGCACUAGAAUGUAUGAAUUCUGCAGCAAAGUUUGUAUUAGAAGAAAUUCAGGAUGUUAUACUCGCAUUCGGAGAGAGUGAUGAGUUUAGCUUUUUAUUACGCCCACAAACAACUCUUUACGAUCGUAGGAAGGCAAAGAUUCUAACGAAGGUCGUAUCAGCCUUCACAUCUGCCUUUGUCUAUAACUGGGGACGUUACUUCUCAACACCUUUGGCCUAUCCACCAGGCUUCGAUGGAAGAACAGUUACUUAUCCCCACCCAAAGCAUGUCCGUGAUUACUUUGCGUGGAGGCAGGUCGAUACACAUAUAAACAAUCUAUACAACACCACGUUCUGGGCAAUCGUACAACAGGGCGGCAAAACAGAGCGAGAAGCACACAAGAUACUUCAAGGUACGGUUUCAGCAGAGAAGCAUGACAUUCUGUUCAAGGAGUAUGGUAUAAAUUAUAACACACUCGAUGAUUUAUACAAGAAGGGCUCCAUACUGGUGCGUAUACCGCCUCCCAUGCCUGAAAUCCCGGCGGAUGGCUCUUAUAAAGAUAAGAAGAAGAUUGAAAAGAUACGGAAAGAUGGUAUAGACGGUACGCGAGGCCCUAUUGAAAUUCUCCAUCUGGACAUCAUCAAAGACACCUUCUGGAAUGAUAGGCCAUGGCUACUGAGUCAACUUGAUUAG